Messenger RNA from Dama dama (fallow deer), 660 nucleotides. Its product is annotated as prostaglandin F synthase 1-like. The transcript is spliced from 8 exons. NCBI's taxonomy places the organism in Eukaryota, Metazoa, Chordata, Mammalia, Artiodactyla, Cervidae. Gene Ontology annotation, biological process: doxorubicin metabolic process; progesterone metabolic process; daunorubicin metabolic process. Gene Ontology annotation, cellular component: cytosol. Gene Ontology annotation, molecular function: bile acid binding; androsterone dehydrogenase [NAD(P)+] activity; ketosteroid monooxygenase activity. The coding region runs from base 1 to 660 and encodes 219 amino acids. The record is from RefSeq and is a predicted model, not a curated record.
AUGGAAACCCAAUGUCAGAGAGUGAAGCUUAGUGAUGGCCACUUCAUUCCUAUCCUGGGAUUUGGAACCUCUGCACCUGAGGAGGUGCCCAAAAGAGAAGAUCUGGAGUUCACCAAAUUCACUUUAGAUGUUGGGUUCCGCCACACUGACUGCACUCAUGCGUACAAAAAUGAAGAGAAUGUUGGCCAGGUCAUUCGAAGCAAGAUUGCUGAUGGCACUGUGAAGAGAGAAGACAUAUUCUACACUUCAAAGGUGGAAUGUCACCCUUAUCUCAACCAGAGCAAACUGCUGGAGUUCUGCAAGUCACACGAUAUUGUCCUAGUUGCCUAUGGUACUCUGGGAUCCCAACGGCUUCAAUGGGUGAACCCGAACUACCCUAAUCUUUUGGAGGACCCGGUUCUUUGUGCCAUUGCCAAAAAGCACAAGCAAACCCCAGCUCUGGUUGCCCUUCGCUACCGGGUACAACGUGGGGUUGUGGUUCUGGCCAAGAGUUUCAAUAAGAAGUGGAUCAAAGAGAACAUACAGGUGAUGAUGAUGUUUGACUUUGAACUGACUCCAGAAGACAUGGAAGCAAUUGAUGGCAUCAAUAGAAAUAUGAGAUAUUAUGAAUUUCUACCUGUUAUCGAUCACCCUGAGUACCCAUAUUCUGAAGAAUAUUAG